Molecule: messenger RNA, 5577 nt
Organism: Poeciliopsis prolifica (blackstripe livebearer)
Lineage: Eukaryota; Metazoa; Chordata; Actinopteri; Cyprinodontiformes; Poeciliidae
Product: semaphorin-6D-like
Exons: 23
Coding region: 376-3957 (1193 amino acids)
Biological process (GO): negative chemotaxis; positive regulation of cell migration; neural crest cell migration
Molecular function (GO): chemorepellent activity; semaphorin receptor binding
Source: RefSeq, a predicted model, not a curated record
UUGGCGCACCUCAUCCCGGCUCUGUCUCCGCGUGAGCCGGCUCUCUUGGUGGAUUUAUUCGCACGAACCUCUCGGUGCUGCCUGGGAAAGGAUCCUCUUACCGGCUCGGUCCCGGUUUGAUUUUGGAAAUAAGCGGAGCGGCUGUGGAUUAAUGUGAAUGUUCCGGCUGGACGGACUAAGCCUCUACGGAGUCUUUGCAGGCUGAAAGGACAUCUGAGGGGGUCCACCCCCGCCUCUUGACUUGUUCUUCACAUCUCUGUCGCCUCUCCAGCUGGAAGAGCCACAGAUGAGACCCAGCAUAUUUUAAUACUCGGAUGUUCGCGAUGACCCACUGACGCCGACCUCCUCCACCCUCCUUAAUCCUCAAGGUCUCUUAUGAAAAUGGCCCCGACCGGCUGGCUGUGGCGGCUGCCGUUGCUGCUGACGAUCCUCGAGCUUCGUUCGUGUUUUCUGUCUGUGUCGGCCUCGACCACGUCCUUCCCCAAAGACCUGGAGCCACUCCAUGUCGUCAGCUCGGAGCAGUCGUACCAGUAUCCAGGCUUUCAGGGUCUGCUGCAGGACAACGACACGUUGCGCCUGGGUCUGGACUUUCAGAGAAUGUUGAGGAUCAAUCACGUUCUUUACAUUGCAGCAAGGGAUCAUGUGUUUGCUGUGAACCUCACGACGGCAUCAGAGGAGUUUGUUCCACAGCUGAAGCUGACGUGGAGAUCCAAAGACGUCAGCAAGUGUACAGUCAGAGGAAAGAACAGCGAUGAGUGCUAUAACUACGUCAAAGUUCUGGUACCUCGGAACGAUGAGACUUUGUUUGCUUGUGGUACUAAUGCCUUCAACCCAACCUGCCGGAACUACAAGAUGACCUCCUUGGAGCAGGUUGGGGAGGAAGUGGUGGGCCAGGCUCGCUGUCCGUUUGAGUCCAUCCAGUCCAAUGUUGGAUUGUUUGCUGGGGGAGAUUUCUAUUCGGCCACCAUGACAGACUUUCUAGCAAGCGAUGCUGUCAUCUACAGAAGCCUGGGCGACGGCCGACCAGUUCUCAGGACCGUCAAAUACGACUCCAAAUGGCUGCGAGAGCCUCAUUUCCUGCAUGCCAUUGACUAUGGUAACUAUGUCUACUUUUUCCUGAGUGAGAUCGCAGUGGAGUACACAGCCUUGGGCAAGGUUGUGUUUUCUCGAGUCGCGCGUGUAUGUAAGAAUGAUAACGGAGGAUCACCCAGAGUUCUGGAAAGAUACUGGACUUCCUUCCUGAAGGCUCGGUUGAACUGUUCGGUUCCGGGCGACUCCUUCUUCUACUUCGACGUUCUUCAGUCUCUCACCAACGUGCUGCAGAUCAACCAGAGGCCAGCAGUUGUUGGAGUGUUUACCACUCAGUCCAACAGCAUACCAGGCUCAGCAGUUUGUGCGUUUUACAUGGACGACAUUGAGAAAGUCUUCAACGGGAAAUUCAAAGAGCAAAGAACCAGUGACUCAUCCUGGACUCCAGUGCCAGAUGAACAAGUUCCCAGACCAAGACCUGGUACUUGUGCAGGCGACGGUCCGGCCUCAGACUACAAAUCUUCGGUUCAGUUCCCAGAUGAGAUGUUGACUUUCAUCAAAUCUUAUCCUCUGAUGGAUGAGGCAGUUCCCUCUGUCAACGACCGGCCGUGCUUCACACGAACAUCGAGCAGGUCCAAGUUGACCCAGAUCGUGGUGGAUGUUUCAGCUGGUCCCCUUAAGGACAGAACAGUCAUGUUCCUGGGCUCAGACGACGGCCGUGUCCUGAAAGUUCUGGCUAGCACGCAUCCCAAUGACAGCUUUGGAUCCAAACUCCUGGAGGACAUCGAUGUUUAUAACCCCUCCAAGUGCAAUGUUCAGGGUCAGGAGGACAGGAGGGUUCUGGGACUGGAGUUGGACAAGGACCAUCAUGCACUGUUUGUUGCUUUUACCAGCUGUGUAAUCAGAGUACCACUUAGUCGCUGCACCCAACAUGGAGCCUGUAAAAAAACCUGCCUGGCCUCUCGUGACCCUUACUGCAUCUGGCUUCGCACCGGGACAUGCGCCAACAUGGCACCAGGCUUCAAAGCCGGGUUCGAACAGGAUAUAGAGGGCGACCACUCUAUUUACCCCGACAACUGUCACACUGAUGUGUUGGCCACAACACGAAACCAGGAAUCAGCAGCUGACUCUGCCUACGGAACACUUGAGCCCAAGAGGCUGCGUUGUGUCAGCAGCACUGAUGAAGAGAAUGAAAGUGUUCGUCGUCCUCCUGAGCUGGAUCAGCGCGCCAACGUCCACUACACCCUGCUGAUCGCCUGCGUGUUCGUGGCAUUCUUUCUGGGAGCCAUCCUAUCGGGUUUCCUGGUGUCUUGUUACUGCAGCCGCAGCGCAGCUCACCGAGCCCGCAGGCUAGGGAAGGACCCCGAAGCAUCUCUGCCGCACGCUCUGUCGCUGCGAUCACUCGCCAAGCUGAACGGGCUUCUGGAAGGGCAGCCGAAGGAUGACAAACUGGAUGUGUCGACGCCAAAAAUGUACAGCUCCUUUAUCCCUAACGGUCGGGCUGAGCCCCACCUCCACACCCCUGGACAUCAAGGCCUGCAGCUGGGAGACCCUGACCUCAACCUCUCACAGUCUCUUUCUCAGGGCGAUGGAGAACUCUCUGGCUUGCCGACGCCUGACUCCACCCCAGAGCUCCCUUUCAGGAACAUGAAGGGUUUGCGACAUCAUCAGUAUGAGAAGAACCAAAACUGCAACAAUGCCAAGGAUAACAACCCCAAGUCAGGCCCCAGCUGCUCCAAAUCCAACCAGGGCUUCAUGGCUGUGGUUGGGAAUUCUUUGAGCCAGCAAGUGUUUCCCUUUUCUCACCACAACGGUGGCGGUUUGAGCAAUGGGGCAGCUCAUGGGGCAGGAGCCUCGUCAACUUCACUGCACCUCCUUGAGGAGAGGAAAAUUCCCAAUGAUGAGCGAGCUGCCGCCGCCGCUGCCACUACAGCCGCUGCAGGAGGAGGAGUGGGUGGAGCUCCACAUCACCACCACUCCCAGCAGUCCCUACCCCAGACGGUGGUGGACGUGUCUGCACUGGAUGAGCUGCUCAAACACAUCCAUGAGGUCAGCGCAUCAGGAACCGGUGGAAUCAAGGUCCUCACGUCUACAUCGUCGUCCUCACUGUUCCCCGGACCGUCCUCUACAGGAGGAGGACAUCACAGUGGUCACCAUCACCACCAUCAUCAGAAUCAACACAACCAGACUCGAACACAUCACUACAACCACAGCUAUCACCACAGCAACCAUCACAACAACAACAACAGCAGCAGCAGCAGCAGCAGCCACCAUCACCAGCAGCAGAUCCCAGAGACGGAACCAACUUCGUAUUACAGCACCUCCACACUGCCGAGGGAUGGCGUCCCCAAACGCUUGGAUUCAGCUCCUCAAAACUCCACCUCAUCCUCUGCCACGUCUUCAUCUUCAUCCUCCUCUUCAAACAACCCCACGUCCUCCACCUCCAUCCCUUCUUCGUCCUCUUCCUCUUCCUCCACUCCGCUCCAACAGCAGGUGAUCCCGGAGCGGCCUGGAGGCAGCGGUGUCCCCGUGGCGCGUCACCAAUCUCAGCGCCAGUCCCUCAUCAAGAUGGGUGCAGCAGGUGGCGCUGUGCCCCGCCAUCACAGCUUCAACCAACGGGGGACACACGCACACUUUCUGGCCAGAAUGAAUACAAACAACAACAGCAGUAGCAGCAACAACAACCGACCCCCAGGUUCAGCCGCGGCGGCCAAUACAAACACCAGCAACAACAACGAGAGCCAACGGGUGUCUGUCGCCAGCGCCUGUCUGACACGGCAGCACAGUUACAGCGAAGGGCCGCAUGCGCAGCGGGCGGCAAUAGUCCGAAGAACGGUGUCCCUAAAGCCACAGAUCCCACCAAAACCGCUUUUUCUGCCAAAUAGUGCAACGUCUGCAGUAACGGAGGCAGGAAAGUACAACUACUAAGACUGCAGGUGGACAAGAUGCCACCCAAACAUGGCUGCAAUGCUCCCCACAAAGAAAAUCACCGAAAUGCCGGAUGGGGCCAUGCAAAAGGACAAAAUGAGCACCGAUGGGCCCAAAAGACAGGAGGAGACCUCAGUCCUCGUGAUUCCUUAUCACAACCUUUCAGUUGUACUUAUCGUCAUGCUGUUGACGGCGGGCCAUCUGUUGUCUCUCUGAGGCACAACUGAGACAAACCUGCUUCUUUGCAGGGCAGGAUUCCUUGUGGAGACUCGCUCUUCACAGUAAAUGUGGAUCAAAACCAGUUCAGACAGAAAACGUCUGAGAAACAUUCCAGAAGCAGGGCGAAAGGUGUUAAUGAUUCAAAAGGAGUCCCCAAGGCUCGAGGUGGCCUGGAAAAAUUCCUGAUUAAUGCAGUUUUCUUACGAGAGCUUUGAUCUAAUGUCCCGAGUCGCUGCACCUUGGAAUGGGGCCCGGAUUUCAAUUGCAAAUAUUUAAAAAGCAGGGAAUUGGACAAAUGCAGACCUGAGAUGAACUGAAUCUGGGACUGUUGUGCCGCUUUGAGUCCGAGGACGGCAAAGCUUUCUGCAGAAGCAAGUCAAAGAAAAGUCAGAAAAAAAAUACUCUGCUCAGCAGAUCUGCUUUUUCUGACUCUUGAUUAAUGAAAUUUCAAGAAAUGUUCACUGUCUGAAAAAAGUAGAGUCCAUUUGUUCAAAGCCAAGACUUGAAAAUAGUUUUGACUGAGAAAAACAGAGGAAGAGGGAAGUUAGAGAUCACAUUAAAGUGUUAUAGUUGAGCAGUCAGGAGAUCCAGAUGAGAGUAUUUACCCCCAUAUAAACCAGAUAAAUGCUGCUUUCAUCAAUAUCAGAAAAAAUAAAUAUUGAGGUCUGGUCGAUGAUUAAGUGAAGAUUUCUGAUAAACCAUUUCGGCAAAUUGCUAAUUAAUGCUUUCAUUAAACUUGGCACUCAUCAUUUUUAUCCUUCAUGGGUUCAAAUUACUUAAUUGGCUCAAUGAAUAAUUAAUCUUUCAAAUUAUUACAUUUCUGUCUUCUGCAUCUUUACUCUUGAACAGUCUUACAUCUGCAGCAUUUGCAGAAUAUGUUUUCACUCAAAGGUUCUGUGAAGUCAAGAGGUUUAAAGUGCUGGCUGCUAUUUUCAGAUUUUGAUAUAGGGCACGAGGAAUAUUAGUUUAUCAGAAAUGUUUUCUCAUCACCAGCUGAUCACAGGAGGAUCUUAGCAAUGAGAGUUCACCCAAAUAACGACUCACUUACCUCCACUGCAUUGGUUUCCAAAGUGUUGAAGUCUGCUUGCCAGCAUCUGCAAUUUAGUUCUGAAAUAUGUUUGAGAAUGGAAAUAUAAUCAAUUGUACACGUUUGUUAAUCUUCAGGCAAGUAUACUCAAAUCUAAUAUAUGGAAAAUAUAAAGACCUGACUGUGAUGCUGGAGAUUGUUCUUUAGGUUGUUUGAGGUUCUUUAUUUUGGGGGAAAUGAAAGUCUGCACCAUAUGAUGUUGCCUUCCUGGAGCUCAAAAUGACCUGCAUGACAACUUGUAUACAUUUAACUCAAAACUAUUUGUUCACAUGUAACAUCAGUGUUUUCUCAAAUAAAUUGAUAUCGGAUACCUU